AAUACUGUUUUUGUUUUGACCAAAAUCGGAAACAAAGUAGCAAAUAUCAGAAACUAGUGGACGUGAAAGGAUUAUCGUGCCCUCCAAUUUUGCAUGUGCACUGUUUCAUACCACAUCAACGUGGAUCAUUCACUGCCAUUUCUUAAAAUUAAAAAAAUACAAUUAAAAAUUGGUUUAAACACAAUUAAAAAUUAUGCUAGGUAAUUAAUUUUAAUUAUAAGUUAACAAAGUUGAGAAGUUGAAAGUUAGAAUUAAAGUCAUGAAGCAAACGUUGACUUGGAAUUUAGCAUGAUGUGAAUGACGAAGAUUUGUACGAAAGUAAGAUGUCGUAAAUUUGAGUCGAGCAUAACGUCUUCUAAUUCUACCAACUUACGAGGUGAGCGAGAGCGGUGGAACUCAUAAUAAUAAAACCCUUUUCAGCGUUUCGUUUCUGUAGUUUCUUUUCGAACGAUUCGGUUUCGUAACCGGGUCGGAAAAUCGCAUUUCUUCCCAAACAAGUAUUUCUGUUUCUGCGGUGAGCCUUUUGGUUUUGCUCCUUCCUUCUUUCAGAACUUGAAUCUCUAAAAGAUAAUUUCAUGUCACGUGGUGAGGGGCAUGUGGAAUGAUAAUUUUGACGGCAUGGGCGAAGAAUUGGAGAUUGGUGAAGGUGUGCAAGUGCAACAUCAGAACAAGGAUGAUGGCUAUUCACUAAACCCUGAAUUCCGCGGAGUAUUAAAACCCCAAGAAUAUGAUGAAAUUCCAGAAGAUAAGAAUAUGGCUGAAGGAAGGGAACAUUUGCAUCCAGGUCUAUUUUCUGAUGGCGAUGGUGGUGUCAUGGUUGAAGAGUUAAUGGUGAAAAGUUGUAACGGUUCUACCCUAGAAAUCGGUACUUUGAACGGUCCAGGGUCUUUGCAUGAUAGCCGGAGUCCAUGGCGGCAUAGUUAUCAGCCGUUUGCUGAUUCGCGUGUGGGAAGGGAUUGCAUUAUAGCUAGAAAGAGUGUUCAAGCUACAUCUAGUGCUUGGGAAGAUUUUGGGCCCAUGUCUUCCCGAGACAUAUUAGCUAGAAAAUCAGUCAAUUAUGAUCAUGGCAAUGUCGUGCAGCACUUGUCCGCUGAUGACCACACAGCUGAGCAAAAAGAGGAUGAAGGAGAUACUGGCGAAGUAAUGCAAACAAAAACUGCACACAAAUCCGGAUUUUCAGAGUAUUUUAGUAGAAGUACAUUGAAGGGAAAGGGUAUUGUAUGUAAAGGUCCGUCUUCUAAUGCUUUAUAUGUAGUGUCCAGAGAUCAGAACCUCAUGAAGUCUGGCAUUGAUAUUCAGAUGGAUUCUAAUGCAUUCCCGAGCUCCGAUUUAAAGAUUGCAAAGUCUCCUCAUAAUGCUACUGUGCCAAGAUUUGGUGGGUCUGACACUGAUGGUGUGAUUUUGAGAGAAUGGUUGAAAUCUAGGCACCACAAAGGAAGCAAAACAGAGCAUUUAAGUAUAUUCAGAAAAAUUGCAGACUUGGUUGGCGGUUUUCAUUCUCAGGGAGUUGCAAUGCACAAUCUGUACCCUUCUUAUAUUAAAUUGCUACCAUCCAACCAUGUUAUGCAUCUUGGGUUGCCAACUCAGAAACACAAAUUAGAUAGUGUUGCGAAUUCUGAAGUUCUUCAGCUAGAGAAUUCCCUUAUUAGAAAAAGGCUGUCGGAGAAAGUAAAAUCUUCCUCUCAUAAUUUGCGGAUGAAGAAACAGAAAUUCAGUGACAAUGUUAGAGUUGCUGGUGAUAAGAGUCGGUGCCCUCCUAUGACUGACUUGUAUCAUCAAAUUGCCAAUGAUGUUAAAGUCAAUGCAGUGGUAUCACAAGAUCAUUGCAAUGAAUACAAGGAAGAUAUCCAAUUUUCUAAGCAUAAUAUUCGGAGACCGUCUCGCCUCCCUCACAUAUCUAAUGCAGGUCAAUUCCAAUUGACUUCCUCAAACGAAGGAUUGGAAGAAGAAUGGUAUACAAGUCCUGAGGGCGGUUGCACAAUAUUAUCAAAUAUCUACUGUCUGGGGGUCCUUUUUUUUGAGUUAUUUAAUCAUUUUGAUUCAGAAAGAGCACAUACUGCUGCAAUGUCUGCUCUUCGUGGUAGGAUUCUUCCCUCAGCUUUCCUAGCAGAGUAUCCUAAGGAAGCUGCAUUUUGCCUUUGGAUGCUGCAUCCUGAACCAUCAUCACGUCCAACAAUAAGGGAGAUUCUACAAUCUGAUGUGAUAAAUGGAACAAAAGUGGUGGACUGUGAGGAAUUACUCUCAAGUCUUAACCAAUAUGAUGCAGAAUCAGAAUUGCUAUUGCAUUUCCUCAUCUCUCUGAAAGAGCAGAAACACGUGGAUGCCCACAAAUUGACUGAGGAAAUCAGAUGCAUGGAAUCAGAUAUAAAAGAGGUGGAAAGAAGGCAUGAUUUGAGACUAUCCUUGGCUUCCUCGAGCUUGAAGAACAACUCAUCCUGUGGAAUAGAGGGUGUAUCUCUUCUCAAAGAAGCUUCAAGUGCAGAAAUAUUACCACCAGUAUACACAGUUUCUAAAGAAAAUGAACUGAGACUGAUGAAAAAUAUGUGCCUACUUGAAAAUGCUUACUUUUCUACGAGAUCUACAAUUAAGCUUCCUGGAACAGAAACAGCAACCCGCCCAGAUAAAGAUGUGCUGAGAAAUUCUGACAAGUUCUGUGUAGCUCAAAAAGAAAUGGAAAAACAUACAGAUACUUUAGGAGCUUUCUUUGACGGUUUGUGCAAGUAUGCGCGUUAUCAAAAGUUUGAAGUGCGGGGCAUACUAAGAACUGCUGAUUUUAACAAUCCAGUAAAUGUAAUCUGUUCUCUGAGUUUUGAUAGAGAUGGAGACUACUUUGCUGCUGCUGGGAUAUCGAAGAAAAUAAAAGUUUUUCAGUUCGAUGCAAUUUUCAAUAACUCUGUCGACAUCCAUUAUCCUGUAGUUGAGAUGGUAAACAGAUCAAGGCUAAGUUGUGUUUGCUGGAAUAGCUACGUCCAGAACUAUCUUGCCUCCACAGACUAUGAUGGUGUAGUUAAGCUAUGGGAUGCCAAUACAGGUCAAGAGUUUUCUCGACUCACCGAACAUGAAAAGAGGUCCUGGUCUGUUGAUUUCUCUAUUGUAUGCCCUACUAAAUUUGCCAGUGGGAGUGAUGACUGCUCUUUGAAACUGUGGAGUAUCAAUGAGAAAAACAGUUUAGGCACAAUAAGGAAUGUCGCUAAUGUCUGUUGUGUUCAGUUCUCUGCUCAUUCAUCUCAUAUGCUGGCCUUUGGAUCCGCGGAUAAUUCGACUUAUUGCUAUGAUCUUCGCUUUCUUAGAACCCCUUGGUGUGUGUUGAGUGGCCAUCGUAAAUCUGUAAGUUUUGUCAAAUUCUUGGACUCUGAAACACUAGUUUCUGCAUCAACCGAUAAUACCUUGAAGAUCUGGGAUCUCAACAGAACCUCUCCUGUGGGUCGGUCAACUAGUGCUUGCAGCUUAACUCUGACUGGACAUACCAAUGAGAAGAACAGGUUCUCUGAUCUUCUUUCGGGGUCUCUGCUGUCUGUCGGCGGCCGGCCGCCAUGGCCGCCGGCAGCCCUUAAAAUUUCAGUGGGCAGCCCUUUCUCUUCUUAAAUCUGUGCCACAGUCAGCACCAGUGCAGCCAGUCGCCUCUGCCGUCGACCAUCGUCGCUAUCCGCCGGCCGCCGUCACAGUUUUGACCGGUGACCAGCGGAUCUGAAGCGUCUCCUCGAGCGACGGCCAACCCCGCCGGAGUCAAGACCAGACUCAUCUUCACGCGCCUCCACGCGCCGCCUGUCUUUAGCUGGUCUCGGGUGCGUGUGUUUCCACGCGUCACCUUGUCGUCGGCCACCGUCACAGUUCCGACCGGUAACUAGUGGAUCCGGAUCGUCUCUUCAAGCGUGACCUAACCCUGGUGGUCGCCGUCUCUGUCUCGUCCGCAUGCGCUGUCAUGCGCCUCCUCUCUCCGGUAGAUCUCGGACGUGUGUUCAUCACGCGUCGUCUUCUCGACGUCGGCAUCAAACCGCGCUGCUGCCGGUCGUCUCGCUGGAGCUUCUUCUCUUUGUUCUGACCUUCCAUAGCAACCAUAGCUUCCAUCUUCUUUGGUCUUCACAGAAUCUCCAUCUUCUUCCUUUCUCACUAGAUUUGCCGCAGUCGGCACCGGCGCAAUCAACGGCCGCUGCAGUCGCUACCGCCUCAGACAGACGCAACUGCGUAAGUUCUUCUUGGGCUAGAGUUUAGCCCGAUCUUCUUGUGAUACACUGCUAAGUAUCACCACUUGGGAGUUGUCCAGCAAAGAAUUUUGAACCUCCAACAUGUCUUUGGAUCUUUGAUGCCUUUGUUUCAGCAUUGUAGCUUAAUAUUUUGUUUUGUUUUUAGUGGUCCAGCAACUGUGAUAUUUCACAUUUCCGCCGUUCACACUAAGGGGGAGUACGUUUCCAAGACACUGCAAGUCACAUAAAUAUGGGUGUAGUCCCUGCAGUUUUGUAGAUUUCAGCUACUACUGUUGAUCCCGUCACCUAUCCAUCAUUGAUGAGGAUUUAGUGUAGUCCCUGCAGUUUUGUAGCUCUUAGCUUUCAGCUACUACUGUUGAUCUCGUCACUCAUCCAUCAUUGAUUGGGAAUCAGUCCUUGCAGUUUGUCAUUGUCCACCACUGCUCUCCUUCAUCCACUUUUGAAGUUGAAGUUUCACAAGCUGCUGUUAGUCCAUCUAUGUUUGCCUCACUCUUGAAGACAAAUCAUCUAGUUCAACACUGAGUUCAUCUAUUCCAAGCUUAGUUCAUACAAUUUGUAUGCUCCAGCUUGAGGGGGAGUGUUAGAUAUAUUAUAUCUUUUAUCUUUUAGUUAGUUUGUUAUUAUUUCUCAUUUGUAUUUUGGGCUUAACCCAUAUUUCUUCUAUUAUAAAUAGAGAACCCUAUGUGUGUAUUUAACACAAGGGAGAUUAAUCCCAAAUAUAGUUUUUCACUAUAUUCAACUCUUCUAUUAUAAAUAGAGAACCCUAUAUGUGUAUUUAACACAAGGGAUAUUUCCUCCCAAUCUUCUCUAUUUCUCAGAGCCUCUUUAAGGGUCUGUUUGUCACACACCUCGAAAAUUGGAUUUAGAAAAGGAAAAUAAAUUCACUUUUUUAGGAUGCUAUAUGAAGAUUGUGAUGGUCUGACUAAGUAAUGAAAAACAAAUUUACAAAAUUCAGAUUUACCUGCCAAAAUAUUAUUUUGUUAACUACUCUGGUGAGCGACUCCUAUGGAUUCACGUCAAAAAGACUGAGUUGAGUACACCUCUUGCUA
Vigna angularis (adzuki bean) is the source of this 5254-nucleotide messenger RNA. RefSeq names its product protein SPA1-RELATED 2. The transcript is spliced from 7 exons. Gene Ontology annotation, molecular function: protein binding. The record is from RefSeq and is a predicted model, not a curated record. NCBI's taxonomy places the organism in Eukaryota, Viridiplantae, Streptophyta, Magnoliopsida, Fabales, Fabaceae. Gene Ontology annotation, biological process: photomorphogenesis. The coding region runs from base 595 to 3585 and encodes 996 amino acids.